Messenger RNA from Acanthamoeba castellanii str. Neff, 825 nucleotides. RefSeq lists its product as uncharacterized. Lineage: Eukaryota; Discosea; Longamoebia; Acanthamoebidae. Gene Ontology annotation, biological process: vesicle transport along actin filament; actin filament organization. Gene Ontology annotation, molecular function: actin filament binding; microfilament motor activity; ATP binding. Gene Ontology annotation, cellular component: cytoplasm; vesicle; myosin complex. The transcript is spliced from 6 exons. The record is from RefSeq and is a predicted model, not a curated record. The coding region runs from base 1 to 825 and encodes 274 amino acids.
AUGGAGUCGACACCCGAGCAAGCAGCCGCAGAAGCACCUGUGGUGGACUUGGCGAUGACGACGACGAGGACCAGACCUCCCUUGGACCGAGCAGCAGGGCGGCGGCGGCGCCAGCAAGGGCGGGCAGCACAGCAGAGCUUUCUGGUCCGCGCGGAUGAGGACGACAAGGAGGAGGUGCUCGCGGCCGACAGCAUCUGGCUGCGCAACCCGGCCAUUCUCGAGGGCGUGGACGACCUCACCAAGCUCAGCUACAUGCACGAGGCCGCCAUCCUCCACAACCUCCACGUCCGCUACAUGAUCAGCCAGAUCUACACCUACACCGGGCCGAUCCUCAUCGCCGUCAAUCCCUACCAGCGGCUGCCGCUAUACAGCAAACAAAUGAUCUCCCAAUACUGCGGCCAGCCUCUCGGCAAGCUGUCGCCGCAUGUGUAUGCGAUUGCCGAGGAUGCCUUCCGCUCGAUGCUCACCGAGCGGUGCUCGCAGUCGAUCCUCGUGUCCGGCGAAUCCGGCGCCGGCAAGGACCACUUUACUGACCCCGAGAUGCCGUACUGUACGACGGAGACGACCAAGUUCCUGCUGCAGUACUUUGCCGCGAUGGGCGAAGAAAACAAGGGCGAAGGCAACGUCCACAACCAGGAAGAGCUUGGUGAGACCGAACUGAAACUGGCCUUCGCCGAGCUUGAGUGCGGCCACGAGCUCCUUGGUCGCGGUCUGCGCAUCGGAGGCGCUGGAGCCAGCCGAGGGCACGAGCAGGCGGUAGCGCUUGUAAAACUGGUCGUAGCUGUGCCUGCCCGGGUACCCCGCCAUACACACUCGCACCUGUGA